AUGGACGAGGCUGCCAUGCGGGCUUCAGCAGCCUUGCAGAGGACGCAUGGCCGCGACAUCCUCGCAGCUUCCUACACGAAGAUGAUGCGGCUCAUGUUCGUCAUGCAAUCUCUCUGCAAGAAGCUCGGGUCGGAGCCGAGUGGGCAGGCAGGCAUGUUAAUUUCAACCGUAGCAAGCAGGUCUGUGCUUCCGUUGAACGGGCUAAGACUUGCAUGCUCUCUGGAGGUUCUGGCCUGGGUCUUUCUCUACACGAAGGUGUCGCUGUCGAGGAAGUGGAUUUCGCAGUCGGCGUUGAGUGCUGAUGCCUUCGGGGACAGCAGGAGCAACUCCACCUUUACCUGGGCGCAAGCUGCGAUCGUCAAGUACCAUGUCCUGCAGCAGGUGGCCUUCGUGGUGGACAACAUCACGAAGGACGAGGACUUGCGUGCCGAGCUGCGCGGGAUCCUCGAGACCUGCCUCGAUGUCGAGUCGUUCGACAAGAAGUUCCUGCCCCCGGAGCCGAAGUCGACGAAGGAGUCGAAUGUCGAGGUCGUCGUCGCCGAUGCCGAGAACCAGAAUCAGAAUGACCAGGAGGCCAAGCCUGUGGAGAAUGCCGAGGGCCAGCCUGCAGAAUUUGACUUGGCGAUGCACUACAAGACGCCCUGCGGCAAGGCCCUGUUGGAGUGGAUGCUUGGCAUGCUUUGUGGCGAUGUGGAGAAGGACUUCCAGAGCAUGUUCGCAGGAGCCAGCGAUCUCAGCAAAGCCUUGAAGGAAGUGCUGGCAGUCGCAGUUGAGUCGACGAAGUCCUGCGGAGCUUGGGUUAAGCUCGUGCGUGGCUUCAUGCACGAGCUGGAGGUUCGCCACGACGAGGCCGCAGUCGAGGUCGCAGUCGGGUCGGCGCCGAAGCCAAUGCUGCGGCAAUUGGUGCGUAUGUCCUCCGACGAGGACCCGGCCGAGCGGCUCGGGAAAGCCCAAGCGGAACGCGACGCCCUGUGGACCAGCUGCACUACCCACAGGGCGAAAUACCUCCGAAUCCUGAGCGGCAAGGGGAAGUCGGCGUCGGAGUUGCAAGAAAUGAUCCAGACGACGUCGCCCUUCAAGCUGUUCCAGCCGGCGGCAGGGUCGCAUGUCGCGGUCUUGUGGGCGGCCGACCUAAGUGGCGAGGCCAAGGACCCAUGGACCAACUUGUAUGGGAAGGCAUCGACAUCAUUGUCACAGGACGAGACCCAACGUUUGGAGCUCCUCCAGUUGCUGCGCCACAAGGAUCACUUUGUGGUGAUUGCCUUCGACGGGCGGUCGAAGUCGUGGAGACUCCACCUCGACUCCGUCAUCCAGGGCACCGAGCUGUGGUUGACCUACAUCGGCCGCCCGAAUGAAGGAUGCAUCCCGAGUCGCCAGGUUGUGUUCGGUUCUGCGAACAAGGAGGUCGCCAUGGUCUACACAUCGUUCUCGAGGUCGACGGUCGCUGUCAAGAACCACGAGCAGAUCGAAGACCUGUUGGAGGGCAGCAACUUCUAUGCCACCAUGUCUGGCCUGAAGUUCCCGCAGUGCCUGCCGAAGAUGACGGCGACAACGAAAAGCGGAAUUCUGGAGUCGUCGUCGUCGUCGUCGUCGCAGUCGCCUUGCCCGCCCAAGUGGCCGAGUGGCAGAGGAGUGCCGCUUUUUUGGCAGGAGUCGAAAAGCAAGCUUGUCUAUGCCACGCUGUUCUCCCAGCUCGGCGUGAAGAUGGUGGUCGAUCUCGAGGUCGGGUCGGGCGCGGCAGCCACAGCCGCCUUAGACGCCGGCAUAUUCUACACCGGGAUCGCCAAGAACGAUGCACACGCGGGGUGGGUGACAAACAUACUCGACCGCUAUGCCUUGUCCCUGAUGGUAAAGAAGGGCCACCGUCUCUACAACGAGACGCUGAAGGAUGCCGUGCGCGAGCUCUUCGGCAACGAAAUCGACAAGGAGUUGUCGGAGUCGCCGGUCGAGCUCGAGGGCGAGAAGUGGUCCGACACAGCCAUUCCGGACGCCGAGUGA
Symbiodinium sp. CCMP2592 is the source of this 1998-nucleotide messenger RNA. NCBI's taxonomy places the organism in Eukaryota, Dinophyceae, Suessiales, Symbiodiniaceae. The record is from the annotation of a GenBank genome assembly.